Molecule: messenger RNA, 544 nt
Organism: Gymnodraco acuticeps
Lineage: Eukaryota; Metazoa; Chordata; Actinopteri; Perciformes; Bathydraconidae
Product: kinesin-like protein KIF20B
Source: RefSeq, a predicted model, not a curated record
AGUUCUGCAGUGAAGGAGAAGUGUGACGGCGCUCUGAAGAAGAUCGGAGAUUUGAUCCACAGCUCUCCCUCCAUCCUGGGCAGCACAGCUAAGAGCAUCAUGGGGCUGGUGAGCGGUCACUCUGUGGAGAAAGAGGUGGUGCAGAGACCCAAACGAGGACGCAGGAAACUGUUCAAGAUGGACGCCACGCUGCAGGACUCCCCAGAUGCAAUGUCUGGAAGAGCGAAUGAAGAGAAGGAGAGCGAUCACCUGAUCAUCAAGAGACAGCUGCGCUCCAAGACCUGCAGGAAGUGACAUCAUCAGCAGGAAGUGACAUCAUCAUCCUCAGGUAGUGACCUCAUCAUCCUCGGGGAGUGACCUCAUCAUCAUCAGGGAGUGACAUCAUCAUCGUGGGACUUCACCACAAUGUUUCGGCGGUAUUAAAAACUGCACAGAAACUUUUUCUACUUUUAGUUUGUAGGGGUUUGAUUUUUUUUAAAGAUCAGAGAACAGACAACUUUCCACUAUCUGGUAUUUUCAAAAUAAAAGCCAUCUAUUAAUCAGA